Messenger RNA from Adineta steineri, 849 nucleotides. The record is from the annotation of a GenBank genome assembly. Lineage: Eukaryota; Metazoa; Rotifera; Eurotatoria; Adinetida; Adinetidae.
AUGCAUCUUUCAAGAUCCAGUUUUAUCUUAUUAUGUAUUAUUAUUCAAUAUUCUAUUGCUGCUCAUUGGAACUAUGCUGACGAAGGACCGGAUGUUUGGAGUGAUCUAUAUCCAGAAUGCGAUGGAACUUCACAAUCACCAAUUGAUAUUGAUACAACCACCACAGUCUAUGCACCACUUACAAAAUUUUAUUUUGGAUCAUCUUAUAAUGUACCACAAAAUUUUCUGUUUAUGAACAAUGGUCAUACUCUUGUUGGACAUUAUACAGGUAACGAUGCAUCCAGGCUCUCAUUUACUGGUGGUGGCCUAAAAGGAGUAUUUACAUUUUCUAGUUUUCAUCUUCAUUGGGGUGAGAACUAUAAAUCAGGAAGUGAGCAUCAAGUAAAUGGAGCAAAAUAUUCAGGUGAAAUUCAUGUUAUUCACACCAAUCGAGCUACAAACCAAACAGCUGUACUUGGAAUGUUCAUACAGAGUAUAAAACAGGUUAGUAGAACACAUAGGAAAUUACGAAAUCUUGAUACUUCAACUACUGGAAAUGUAACAUCAGCAGAAUGGAUAAAGUAUCUUUCAACAGUUGGACAAUUAAAGCAAGUUGGUCAACCAGUUGCACUCAAUUUGACUUUAGGAUCAUUAUUCACUAGUAAUACAAAGAAAUAUUGGCGCUAUUCAGGUUCAUUAACAACACCUCCAUGCACUGAAGGUAUUAUUUGGACUAUAUUUAGAAAGCCCAUUAUUGUUAGUGAAGAUUAUUUUGGUCUUCUGCGAAAUAAUAUCUAUGCAAAAGAUUAUCGCAGUCCUCAACCAAUUAAUGAACGGACAGUAUUUCGAAGUUAUCCAUACGAAUCAUGA